Messenger RNA from Ostertagia ostertagi, 399 nucleotides. Lineage: Eukaryota; Metazoa; Nematoda; Chromadorea; Rhabditida; Trichostrongylidae. The record is from the annotation of a GenBank genome assembly.
AUGAUCUUCUCUAACAUCAUUUUCUGUUUUGUGGAAGCAUUCAAAGAGAAGGAACGGCGAUGGGUCAUGAUGGUGGCAAGAUUCUUCAUUGGUCUUGGAGCCGGAACAGUCGGCGUGAUGCGUGCUUACGCUUCCACAGCCAGCAGCCUGAAAGAUCGCGCUCGUGCAAUCACAUUUAUCCAAGCCAGCUAUGUCAUCGGGAUGACGAUUGGACCCGGAAUCCCGGUCGCUUUCGCUCCGAUCAAAUUCCCAGGACUCGUGUUCGGGCCUGUUCAUCUGGACAUGUACACUGCCCCGGCUUGGUUCGCAACGCUGAUCUGUAUUCUGUCACUGGUUUUGCUUAUCAUCUUACUUGAGGAAAAUUAUGCCGGUGUUCAAGAAGUCGACAGUGAGAAAUAA